AUGAAGCGGCGCAAUGCGGACUGCAGCAAACUCCGACGGCCGUUAAAACGGAACCGAAUCACUGAGGGUAUAUACGGCAGUACCUUCCUGUACCUGAAGUUCCUGGUGGUGUGGGCACUGGUGCUACUGGCAGACUUUGUGCUGGAGUUCAGGUUUGAGUACCUCUGGCCAUUCUGGCUCUUCAUCCGGAGUGUGUACGACUCCUUUAGAUACCAGGGGCUGGCCUUCUCAGUAUUCUUUGUGUGUGUUGCGUUUACCUCGGACAUCAUUUGCCUCCUCUUCAUCCCAGUGCAAUGGCUAUUCUUUGCUGCCAGUACCUAUGUGUGGGUGCAGUAUGUUUGGCACACAGAGCGAGGAGUCUGUCUGCCCACUGUGUCUCUAUGGAUACUCUUUGUGUACAUAGAGGCAGCCAUCAGAUUCAAAGACCUGAAGAACUUCCAUGUGGACCUAUGUCGUCCUUUUGCUGCACACUGCAUUGGCUAUCCAGUGGUCACACUGGGCUUUGGCUUCAAGAGCUAUGUAAGCUAUAAGAUGCGCCUCCGGAAGCAGAAAGAGGUGCAGAAGGAGAAUGAGUUUUACAUGCAGCUCCUGCAGCAGGCUCUGCCUCCAGAGCAACAGAUGCUUCAAAGGCAAGAGCGAGAAGCAGAAGAAGCAGCAGCAGCAGCUAAAGGCAUAUCUGAAGUGGACACACCUCCAGUGUCACAGAAUGGUGCCCCAGCCAAUAAAAAGACAUCGGCACUGCCUGAGUUAGAGUAUAGAGAAAAAGGGAAAGAGGGAAGGGGCGGCGGGGACGCUAAAAAACAGCACAACAGCAACAGCAUCCUGCCAUCAGUGGACUCUAAACUCCAGGAGAUGGAGUAUAUGGAGAACCAUAUGAACAACAAGAGACUGACCACAGAGCUGGGCAGCACAGAGAACCUGUUGCUUAAAGAGGACAACAAUUCCUCCUGCUCAUCCUCCUCCUCUUCCUCCUCCAAAAACUACAAAAAUGCUAGCAGCAAUGCCGCCACACUCAACUCCUCGCCCCGUGGCCAUAGCGCUACCAACGGCAGUGUGCCCUCCUCUGCACCAUCCUCCUCCUCAUCCACAGGGAAGAAUGAAAAGAAGCACAAGUUAGCGGUGGGGAAGGGGACAUCAGGUGGCUCCCACAGGGAUCCCACAGACAACUGCAUCCCCAACAACCAGCUGAGCAAGCCAGAAGCACUUGUUAGAUUGGAGCAGGAUGUUAAGAAGUUGAAGGCAGACCUGCAGGCAAGUCGGCAGGUUGAGCAGGACUUGCGCAGCCAGAUUGGCUCACUGGGCAGCGCUGAGCGCUCCAUACGCACUGAGCUGGGCCAACUCCGCCAGGAGAACGAGCUGCUGCAGAACAAGCUCCAUAAUGCUGUGCAGGCAAAGCAAAAGGACAAACAGGCAGUUGGCCAGCUGGAGAAGAGGCUCAAAGCAGAGCAGGAGGCUCGAGCCACUGCAGAGAAACAACUCGCAGAUGAAAAGAAGCGAAAGAAGUUAGAGGAGGCCACAGCAGCCAGAGCAGUAGCAUUAGCAGCAGCAUCCAGAGGGGAGUGUACAGACACGCUGCGGAGGCGAAUCACUGAAUUAGAAACAGAGUGUAAGAAAUUAACAAUGGACAUCAAGCUAAAGGAGGAUCAAAUCAGAGAGCUUGAAUUGAAAGUUCAGGAGCUUCAUAAAUAUAAAGAGAAUGAAAAAGACACAGAGGUGCUGAUGUCAGCGCUGUCAGCCAUGCAGGACAAGACCCAGCACCUGGAGAACAGUCUGAGUGCAGAGACCAGGAUCAAACUGGACCUCUUCUCUGCAUUGGGAGAUGCCAAGAGACAGCUAGAGAUUGCACAAGGUCAGAUCCUGCAGAAGGACCAGGAGAUCAAAGAUCUGAAGCAGAAGAUAGCCGAAGUGAUGGCUGUGAUGCCUAGCAUCUCCUACACAGCCGACACCAGCAGCAUGACCCCCGUCGCCCCCCACUACUCCUCCAAGUUCAUGGACACCAAUUCCUCUGGCCUCGACCCCAACGCCUCUGUUUACCAGCCACUCAAAAAGUGAAAGCUUCGUCUCGCCUCUUGCCUCCUUCCAUCCUCCCAUCAUUUUUUUUUUCCUGCAGGCCCACCACCUUCCAAUCUGCUCGGCAUGUCUGCAGCUGAGAACAUUGUUUUUCUUGGGUUUUUAUUUUCCUCCUCGCCAGGUCAGAAGGAUGUUGUAUUGUGUGACUGUAUUUGUUGUAGUUAAAACAAAAGACAAAAAAAACUUAAAAACGGACAUCACAUGUCGACUAGGAAGUCCCAGGUUUUUUUUUUCUCUGAAGUGUCUAGUGAAACCUCACAGAAUCGGGUAUGUAUCUUCAUCUUAAGGGUGUUGCUCUCCCUUUCCCAUCGCCAACCAUCUUCAAGCAGUUACCUGUUCUUUGGUCCUGGGGAGUAGCUGCUUAUUAUUUUCAGUUGAUUUUUCCCUCCUAAAAAUUGAAAAAGUUCUUCUUUAUCAUACUGUCAUACAGCCUUACUUAUCCCAAUUUAUUUGACAGAUUAUUUUUUUCCCAAGGUAUUAAGGCAACAUCUUUACAACCAGAGGAAUGUAGUGCAAAGUUGGCACAGACGCUCCCCUUGUUAUGUUUCAGUAACGCCAAAUCAACCCUGCUUUCAGCUGCUUAGUGAUUUGGUGGUAAAUAGUUUUUAAAGUGUGUCACAUGGUUCUAUUUGUUCACUCUAUUAGAUUUAAGUGUUGGUUUCAACAGCCGGAUGUAUUAGUUGCAAUAAUUUGGAAGAGAUCUUGUGUUGAAAAUGAAACAAACCCAAGCAGCUCCUAAUGUGUUUUUGCGUUGAAGAGUGCAGUAAGUGAAGAACUCUGUGUGUGCAAGUGUGCCAGCUUCUCAGUACUCUUCAGGUCUUUCAUCAGUUCUCAUGAUCACAGUGCCUUGAGUCGAGGACAUAAUGAGUUGAUUAUGAGGUUCGACCCAGUCCUUCUGAAUUAGUGGGGAAGCAUCUGGCUAAGCUGAAUCGGAUACAAAUUUGACCUCACACAGUGACGUGGGACAGAGUUGCUUUCAGAUGCUGAUUUGGUUUGUGGAAUCCCUACUGAUUUCCCAACUGGUGGGGAAGCUGAUCCAGUGUGUCCACUCCAGCCCACGUUGUCUCUCGCUUUAGUAACAUUCAACAGAUUCAAUGGACAGCACUAUUUCCAGUACUUUUUAUUAUACUCCUAUUUGCCUAUUCACAAGAAGUCUACUGCACACAGGUCUCUGGCUUUUCACGUCUACGCACAGAAGUUCAUCUCUGCUGCUAUUAAACCCCCAAAUCCCUCAGUUUUAGCUGCUGUCCCCGCUUGUUUCUUUUCGAUUUCCAAUUUGAAGUUGCACUGCAGAAAACAGAAAACGCGCUGUUUGAAAGGGAAAAAAUGUAAAUGAUAAACAAAGCUUUAGAAUUGCCAACUUUAAUAUAGCAAUUAAAUAAUCUUAUUUAAUUAAUCCUCCACUUCAGUUUGUGUGCCAAGACAGGAACGCUUGUUUCUCCAGUAAUGUGUAAGAAUGUACAGCAGAUACAUUGGCUGACAUGUUAGUCAAAUAUUCAGCUGAAUAUCACUUCAUGAAAGUUUCAGUUCAGCAGGUAGAGAAAGUGGUCACCUGUUUGUAGUAGACCGUGUAGUUAAAAGUAAGGGACUAGAAAAGUUUAUUUUUGUGAAUGUUUCAGUAUUUGCAGCUGUUUGGGCCGGUGGGUGUUAAAAUCAGUUUUCCGUUCUUCUGUUAUCUGGUAUUUAUGUUUUCCUGCAGGGAGAAAGUUGCUCGAGUCCGAUGGGGUUUCACCGUCAUCUGAAAUGGUCAUUGUUGUGCGUGUGGUUUUCACCUACUGUAAAUGCAGAAGCUUUUCUUUUUGCUCAGAUUGCUGUCAUUGGGUCCUGGAAAAAAUGUUGUGAAAAAUUACAGUUUAGUCAGUUGUUUGGUCAACUGAUUGUUGGAAGCAUAGAGAAGUGUUUUGUUUGUUUUUUGUUUUCUAUGCCCACAGUCACUGCUCUGUUUAUCCCCAGGUCUGACCUUGGCUAUGCUCUCGCUCUGUGAGGUUUACAAGGAAUAAACAUUUUUUUCUUGCAAUUUCA
Messenger RNA from Acanthopagrus latus (yellowfin seabream), 4092 nucleotides. RefSeq names its product macoilin 1b (gene maco1b). Gene Ontology annotation, cellular component: rough endoplasmic reticulum membrane. The transcript has 11 exons. Bases 1 to 2052 code for a protein of 683 amino acids. Lineage: Eukaryota; Metazoa; Chordata; Actinopteri; Spariformes; Sparidae. The record is from RefSeq and is a predicted model, not a curated record. Gene Ontology annotation, biological process: neuronal signal transduction.